GCAGCAACAACGACAGCAGCAACAAGAACAGCCGCAACGACAGCAGCCACAACGACAACAACAACAGCAACUAUCGCAUUCAAAGCCUAAACAACAGGAACAGCAACAGACGAAGUCGCUAUCGAAGUCGCAGCGAGAACAGCUGAAGCCCCAACUAUUCGUUGCCGCUGCCACGCCCACAGCUGAGAGGAGCGGAAGCACCUCGACGCUAGUGUCGGCGCAAAACGCCAGCAGCGAUGCCACCUUGCGACCAGCGCCUGAAACGAGGCAAAGCGACUUGCAACUGCCGCAGACAGCUUCAUUGUUGCUGCCACGUCUACCACGUCUCAACUGCAGACGCAACUUUAGCGCCGCCCAGGAAUAUCAGCAGCUGUUGCGUGUGGUUGCUCGCAAGCGCCACAAACCAAGCAGCAAUAACAACAAAACCACAAAGCCAACAAAAAGUAAAACUACAGAAAAAAUAAUGAAACCGACCACAGCAACCACAACAGCAGCAACACCAGAGAGCAGCAGCAAGCGUCGUCGUGCUGCCACUGCCAAGCGCCAGAGCGGCAGCAACUGCCCAACAGGUGGGUCGCGACGCAGCAAGUCGCCAACUCCAACAAAAUCAACACCGAAAUCACGUCGCAGUCGCAGUCCGAGUCCAACGCGAACUCCAAGUCCAGCAUCAAGUCCACUCAAAGCUCAGCGACGCUUUGUGGCAACCACACCCGGUCCAAGCGACGUGCAUAGCGUAAGCUAUCAAUCUAUCUUGAGUGGCAGCUCCAUCAACAGCGAGCAGUGGUCGGUGCAGAGCGAAGCUAUUCGCCAGCCUCGGUCUCAACCACCGCCACAGACACCACCACAACCAAGGAAAUACCGAUUGAGAGCGCGGAGCGCAGAGAGUCUCGUUUAUCCCAAGAUAACGCCAGAGAGACGCAGAGUGGCAGAGCCAGAGUACUCUGAUGACAACUCAAAGGAAUUUGAGCCGAGUUUGCUAACUAACUCGAGCAUUAGUUGGAGCAGAUCACGAUUGUCGCCACCACCUCCACCACCACCACCACCUGUACAACGCUUUCCUGAACAGCCGCCGCCACCUCUAGGAGCUUCUACCUCAGACCUAUCAGCAAGCCGAACGCCAGCGAAUUCGUUUGAUGGAACCUCCUUCGAAUCCAGAGCAGAGACACACGCAAUGGGUGCAAUGCGUCAGUCAGACGAUCGUCCAUCUGGCAGUAAGCCACUAAAGCUCUCAUCCAUACGCAUGCAGCCUGCCACAAGUGCCACAAAUGCCACAAGCAGCUAUCAGCUGACGCCAGGCUGCUCUGAGGAGAGCCUGGAGACGCGUCAACAGGAGCGACUGUCGGCUAUGACGCGUUACCAGAAUCCCCCGUCCCUGCUGCUGCCGAAACGGACCAAUCUGGGACUGCUGCCGUCCUUGUUUCUGCGCCAGCCGCAGCUCAACGAGCGCUUGAUUCGCCGGCGCGCUGCCACCGUCAAGACAAAGAAGCCGCCGUGGCAGCCGCCGCUGUCGAAGCCCCAGUCCGGACUGCGCACGCGUCGACCGCCGCCGCAGCGGCAGACUAAAUUGGUAUUGUCAAAGCAAUUGGCGCACGCGCAGCGCUGGCUCAACCUGCUGCAGCUGCAGCAGCAGCCACAACUGGCGGAGCCAACACUAGUGAACACAAGCAAACGUUCGCGUUCCGGUUGCGAUGUGCAGCGGCAGCAUGAGGAGAUGCGAGGCUAUGCCACGCCCUGUAGCUCGACCAGCAAUUUACACGGGGGGCAGCGACAGGGACGACAGAGGGCGCAUUUGUUUGACUUUGAUGACAAGUCGGAUGAAGGGAGUCCACGCUGGUCGCCGAACCUGCAGACAGCGCCCAUGCCCUGCUCCAUACUCAAAACCCCCGCCAAACAGUUUAGCAAGCCGUGGAGCGAGAGUCGGCGCGUCAAUUUCAAAACCGAUGUGCGCUCUUUGUUCAAAUCCAACGCCCCACGAAAUUCCAGUCCCCUGCCCGCUUGCCAGCACCAGCAGCCGCAUAGCUUCCACUUCCAACAAUCACCAGCAGCACGACCCAUGCCGCAUGCCGCACGCUGUCAGCAGCCCUCGCUUUUUGCGCUGCCUAGCACCAGCAGCAGCAGCACCCACAACAACUACGACAACAACAGCUACAGCUACAAUCAGUUGAGCGAACCCACGCCGCUGUUGGUGCCACGCGGCGCUUAUGCCACACGCAAGCGUCCAGUGCAACCGCCGCCCGUCACGCUGGUCUCCGAUUUGGACCUGCAUAGUUAUCAUCGCACUCCGCGGCACAUAUUGCCGCAGCAACCACCCGCACGCUCCACGGCCGGCACCACUUGCCCACCUUAUGCCAAGCAACGCAAUGCGAGCGUCAGAGCCGCCACCGCUGCCACCGCCGCCUUGGAUCUGCUCCUCAGCCAGGCGCAACGCUUGCGGCACUGCACACAGCGUCUGCCGGAUCCGUACACCUGCUCUAGUCCCAGACGCCAGCCGUCGCAGUCGCAGUCGCAGUCGGAGGCUGAGCCGGAACCGAUACCGCUGAUCAUACCGCCCAGCCACAGUGGCUUGCUGCUCGAGCGCUGUCUGUCCACCCAAUGGCCUGAGCAGCUGCAGCAGCAGCAACAGCGGUAGACACUUUCUCACUCUCACGAUUCAAAUUAAAAGUUUUUUCUGUGUA
This is a messenger RNA of Drosophila busckii, 2675 nucleotides long. RefSeq names its product serine/arginine repetitive matrix protein 1. The transcript is spliced from 2 exons. The record is from RefSeq and is a predicted model, not a curated record. Bases 464 to 2629 code for a protein of 721 amino acids. Lineage: Eukaryota; Metazoa; Arthropoda; Insecta; Diptera; Drosophilidae.